Cydia strobilella is the source of this 3567-nucleotide messenger RNA. RefSeq names its product ADP-ribosylation factor 6 (gene Arf51F). The transcript has 7 exons. Gene Ontology annotation, molecular function: GTPase activity; GTP binding. The coding region runs from base 272 to 799 and encodes 175 amino acids. NCBI's taxonomy places the organism in Eukaryota, Metazoa, Arthropoda, Insecta, Lepidoptera, Tortricidae. Gene Ontology annotation, cellular component: cytoplasm. The record is from RefSeq and is a predicted model, not a curated record. Gene Ontology annotation, biological process: intracellular protein transport; vesicle-mediated transport.
CAUUUCCAAACACGUGGCGCUAGUGUUCUAUCCAUUCUAAACAAGAUUGUCAAAUUGUCAAUCGUGCGGAUUCGUGCGUAAAUGUGGAGUGUUUUGUGUUGUGAGUGAAUGGUGCUUGUGGGGUCUUGGAAAAUUAUUGCCUAUUGCUGCUGUUAUGUGGAUAUGUGUACGUAACGGGAGAUAGCUGCGCUGUGAUUAGCGGUCUAACUGUGGAAUGGUUCCGGUGUAUCGGCGGUUUGGUUUUAAUUUGAGCGGCUGAGGCGAACACAAGAUGGGGAAGCUACUAUCGAAGAUCUUCGGCAACAAGGAGAUGAGGAUACUCAUGCUGGGGCUCGACGCAGCUGGAAAGACUACUAUUUUAUAUAAACUUAAAUUAGGUCAGUCAGUCACAACGAUACCCACGGUCGGUUUCAACGUGGAAACGGUCACGUAUAAGAACGUCAAAUUCAACGUUUGGGACGUCGGGGGGCAGGACAAGAUACGUCCGCUUUGGAGGCAUUACUACACAGGCACUCAGGGUCUAAUAUUCGUAGUGGACUGCGCGGACCGCGACCGCAUCGACGAGGCGCGUCAAGAGCUUCACCGGAUCAUCAACGACCGCGAAAUGCGCGACGCCAUCAUACUCAUCUUUGCCAAUAAGCAAGACUUGCCCGACGCGAUGAAGCCGCACGAAAUCCAAGAAAAACUGGGCCUGACACGUAUCCGCGAUCGCAAUUGGUACGUGCAGCCGUCGUGCGCCACCACCGGCGACGGGCUGUACGAGGGGCUCACGUGGCUCACCAGCAACCACAAGUUAUGAGCGCAGGAGUAGGCGGCCCGGCUGCCACGGUGAGGAUUUCGAUGCCAUUUAAUUUAAGUACGCUGCCCGUGCCGUCGAAUCUUGUAAUUUCUCAAACCAGUGUCCAACGCGGGCCCAUCGUGUAAUAAACACUCAGUGUGGUGCGAUAUGCAAGACUGUCCAAAACAGCGAGGACUAUUCAAUUAUUAGAUAUACAGAUGUGCGAUGCGGAGAGUUUUCGAAAAUCUGCAAAAGGGAAAUUUCGCAAGAAAUAAAAAUAUUGUAUUAGGCUGCGUUACCACCAGAGAUGUGCGAGGGAUGUAUUUGUUAGGAAUCAAUAGAAAGGGCUGCGCUGAGCGAGGAUAGAUAAAUGAAGUGAUUCUAUUGGUUCUUAACAGACACAUUCCUUGGUACGCAUUCUCUCUGGUGGAAACGCAGCCUUAUCUUAUAGCCGCCCACAGGUCAAGACAUGCCAAGAACAAUGCAAUUUUGAUUUGUCAAAAUAAAGGUUAGAUAUACAAUGUAAUUUAAGGUCUUUUUAUAAGCCUCUGGGCGGCUAGAGGUUCCUCAUAUAAAAUUAUGAGAAGUUCCGAAAUAAUUCCAUGUGGAAAUUUCGCAAUUUUAGGAAACUCUCCGAUGACACAUCAGUGAUUAGAUAGUUUGUGAACUUUCACAAAAAAAAAAAUGAGAAAUCAAUUAUUCCAUUAUUUAAUUAAAUUAGAGGUUUGUUGUAUCGAUUGAUUUAUUUUUUUUGUAUGUUUAUUUAAAUUACUUAGAGUAAAGAUUUUUUAUUAAUUUAAAUGUGUACCUCCAAUUUUGUAUGAUAGUAUGGUAGAAAUUCGAAGUUUUUAAUGCAUUAUAUUAUAUCAAUUGAAUGUGGAUAGGAGAGAUCGCAAUAUGUGUAUUACUUAAGUAAUAACUAUCACGCCUGCGCUAUGAAGCUGGACGUAUUUGUAUCUUGACUGUUAUCCUUUACAUUAUAAUAUUCGAAACUUUCGCGUUUUGAACACAUUUAAAACCGAGUUUAUCGCGAAUUUAUUUACCUAUGUGCCUUUAUUUCCUACGUUACGCAGGUUUCACUGGUCAACAGAUUUUUGUCGUAUCGUCGGAAAUAAAUGUAACAAGAAUAAAUUCGCGAUAGACACGGUUUUAAAUAAUGUUAUCCUUUGCAGUAUUACAUUCUCUUGUUCCUUGAUUUAAUAAAUUAAACUAAAGGUUAAUCUUUUCUUUUCUUGAUGGACUUGAGGGCGGUGUUGCCCGUAGCCAAUCACGUCAAAGGGUAGGAACAAAAUAAAUGCUCUUAGAGCACGACGCUGUUCGGUGGUUGUUGUAGUUGUCUCGUAAAACCGAUAGCUGGAUUUUACGAGAAGCACGUGGACUACCGGCCGUUGACUCCAAAAUGGUGGUUAAACACGCUUUGAGAUUAAUUCUCCAUUCACUGCACACUACCACAUUAGAUUAUUGUAUAAUAAAGCUAUCGAUAUUACACUUUAAACAAUAUUAAUGAGCAAAAAACAAAGGAAUUAAUCACGAGGCUACUAUCAAGAUGGCGUUCGAACCGGAUGUCAGGUUAAUCUUUAAACUUUCAAUUAAUUUUAAUAAAAGUUUCGUUAAUGUAAAGUCUAAUCGCGUUAUAAAUGCGUUACAAGCCUCAAUUAGCUGUUAAUCGUUUGUCUUAAUCUGUCAUUUUGACUUAUCUAUUUGUAAGAAAGGGAUAAAACAUAAAUUAAAUAAUUGAGACUUGUAAAGUUUUAUCAAUGUUUUUUUUUAAAUCAUUAUUUACCAUUGUAUAUGUAUACUUAUAAUUCAUAAUCACUAUAUAGUAUAAAACAGUCGCUUCCUGCUGUCUGUCUGUCCCUAUGUAUGCUUAGAUCUUUAAAACUACGCAACGGAUUUUGAUGCGGUUUUUUUAAAUAGAGUGAUUCAAGAGGAAGGUUUAUAUGUAUAAUACAUAACCAUUGCACACGUGCGAAGCCGGGGCGGGUCGCUAGUAUAACAAUAUAACAUUGUAUGAUGAUAUUGUCUUCGGUUACCGCGAUAGUUACUCAUGAAAUAAAACUAUGAAAACGGAUUAUAUCGCGUAUAUUGAAUUUAUAAUACAUCCCGACACCCGUUGACCACGAACGCUGUAAAGAGUUCGAAACGUCGGGAUGUAUUAUAAAUUCAAUAUACGCGAUAUAAUCCGUUUUCAUAGUUUUAUUGUAUGAUGAUUUGAAAUGAAAUUUCUUAACUGUAAUCUAAUUAAUAAGUUGGUAACUACUGCGAUUUUCUUUUCAGUUGUAUUAUUAUGGAGUAUCCGAAAGUCGUUUGUUGUAUGUAAUUAUAACCAAUGUAUAUUUUCCUUUAUAAUAUUAAACUCAAAACAGUCAAGGUAUAAACACAAAAUUGUUGUAAAUCAAUGUACAUAUUGAUGUUUUACAAUGUAUGUACAUAACGAAUAUUGUAUUAUCAUCUUAUAAUUUCAUGUUGGUGUAUUUUGUAUAAAAAGUAACCGGGAUCCCUUAGGCUUUGUGUAAGAAUUAUAAAUAAAUUUCUUGAAGAUUACAACUGAAUAAAGCAACGCAUUUUCGUAUAAAUGUACCUAGAUUAGGUUGAUCCAUUUGCCGUAAGUUGUAUAUAAUGGCCAGUGAAAUUAAUGUAAACUAUACACAAAAGAAUAUUAAGACGCAAAGUAUUUUCAAAUUAUUGUACCACCAUAAAGCAUAGAAAUAAAUUAAAAAUGGAAAAUUUCACUCUUACGCAAGGCUAGAACUCGCGACUGGAUUACUAGCCCAUAAGAUGUGUAAUAA